Molecule: messenger RNA, 1172 nt
Organism: Lolium perenne
Lineage: Eukaryota; Viridiplantae; Streptophyta; Magnoliopsida; Poales; Poaceae
Source: RefSeq, a predicted model, not a curated record
ACCAAUCCGUCUCCUCUCCCCUGCUCUCGCCAUCGCACGCACGCGCACACCAAUCUCCCUCGCCAAGAUCCAUGGCGGCUGCGAGCGGACACGGGGUCGUGGCGGCGGAGGAGGAGUUCAGCGAGCGCGAGCUGGAGGUGGCCGCCAUUCUCGCUGACCUGCCGUCCAUCGUGCGGGCGCAGCGCCGCCGCCACCGCCGCCUCGAGAAGCAGCAGCAGCAGCAACGGCCAGAGAUCCCCACCUGGGGCCGGCGCCGCCCGAGGAAGGCUCCUCCGGCGGUUCAGCCGGCGGACAAGCCCGCGGCGGCCGCUGCCGAAGACGACCGUGGCAGGAGGGACGGCGCCGCCAGCCCGGACACCCCGCUCGCCUUCCCCGACGACCACCACGACGCCGACGACAAGGCGGCGGCGCACGACGAGUGGGCGCAGCAGCAGCGCGGCGUGGUCGCGAGCUUGUCCCACGAAAACGCACAUCUGCUAAAGCAGAUCGAGGAGUUCAGAGCCCGGCUGGAGACCUCGCGGAGCACCAACGAGAGCCUCAGCCAGAUGCAGCAGCAGAGCAAGCACAAGAAGCGGCACCGGCAGCCAUCUUCCGAGGAAGAAGACGAGGAGCGGAGGAGGCCGAAUCUGCAGGCGCGCAUCGUCGCCGACCGCCCGGCGCUGGACCUGAACGAGCCGGCGGAGGCGGACGCCGAGGACGCCAAGCCGGAGGCCGUGGCGGCGCAAUGGUUCUACCGUGAGCACCAGCAGCUUGUGCAGCAGAAGGCGGCGCUGACUGCGGCCGCGCGGCGGCGGCGGCGGGAGAUCCGGCGCGCCAAGGCCUCCGGCUCCGGGGCGAGCAGGACGCGGCGGCCAGGAUAAGGAUAGGGCGGCUGGGCCACAAUGGCCAGCGCACGCAAAGUCGAGAUUUUUUCCAUUUCUCGUUGAGGCGUGCUAGUUACUAGAUCGAGACUGCGACAAGAUGGUUUUGGUUGUGUUGGAGUUUUGCGAGCUGAGUUUUCCAUGGACGAGCUGCGCGAGGUAGCAAAGUUAGCAACAGAAAGAGCAGCAGCAGUAGUAGUAUAGUAUACUAGUAUAGUGGUGGUAUUCCAGCUAAGCUGUACUCAUCUGUUGGCAAUUAGCCAACAACAAUUUCAAUAUAUUAUUACAAAAUAGAGUAUUAUUUCGCCGAUA